UUGGCGCCUUCUCGUUUCACCGCUUCGCAGAGACUGUUAGAGAAAGAAACGCUUUUUCCGGCCUCCCAGGCUGCCCAGCGGCGCCGGUUGCCGGGGAACGCAGGCGCCGUGGGACGGGAUGGAGGGAGGAUACGGCUUAGGUGCUGGGGCCGGAGUUGAGUUGAAGAAGAGCUCGGGCUCAUCAUGAAACAACGAAAAGGCCAGGGGCCUGGGGGCGGCCGUGAGCGCAAGAAGAGAGGUUUGAGUGACAUUUCUCCAUCUACAAGCCUACCACCUCUGGUUGAAGGUCAGCUACGCUGCUUUCUAAAACUUACUAUUAGUAAAGUCAUAUGGAAGGUUGCAAAGCCUCACACCUGUGUACUUGUCCGAGUGAGAUGGUGGGGAGAAACAUCAGAUGGAACUCUCUUCUGUCCCAGGGACACAUUGCAGACUGAACCAAAAGCUGUGAGAACAACUACACGAUAUGCUAUCCGCUGUGGCCCAAAGCAGUUUACCUCCUAUCUCACGGAUAUGGCUGUGCUGGUGCUGGAAGUAAUCACCAAACUUGAUCAUCUUCCAAUUGGUAGAGUUCAGAUCAGUGGACUAGCUCAGCUUUCACCAACCCAUCAAAUCAGUGGAUUUUUUGCCAUUGUUUCACCAACAUCUAAGAAACUUGGAGAACUUCAGGUCUCACUUGCCCUGGAACCUCUGUCAGAUACUUACAACAGUUACAAUCCUCAUCUUACCACUGACAUGACAGAAAAUGUGCUUUUAUCUGAGCAGGGAUUAAGAGAGAAUACUGAACCUAGCAAUACCCAAUUUCUGGUUCCGUCAAGGCCUCAUGGGAUACCUACCAGCAAAAUUGAUGGAAAAGAGAUAGCAGCCAAUAGUAGUAGAUCAACCACUCCAAGGGGAAAGGACCACUUGUACUUUGCAGAGAAUCCUAAUAUAAAAGACUCUUUCUUCAGGCUACAGCACCAUCUUAAUCCUAGACAGAGUUUAGAGUCUGUAACUCUGAGAGGCAAAGCUCCACAGAAGCAGAUGUCUCUUCUCAACAGCUCUGAAUUUCAGCCUCAAAUUAGAACAGUUGCCAAGAGUCAUAGUGACUCAUGCAUUCUUUCUUCAAACAUCCCCCCUACAAAGGACCUUCUUUCAGCUCUGUUAGAACAAGGCAAUAAACUGCGUAAUGCCAUGGUGAUUUCUGCAAUGAAAUCAAGCCCAAAUACUAGCAUGUUGUUGGAAAAAGUUCAUCCUUCUGUGAAGGAAGAUUCUCUUAGAGCAUCACCACAAAGCAGAGCCUUUCCUAGCAAUCAAUUUAAAGACCACAUUGAAGAUCACCUUCUCCCUCCAACUGAGAAUACAUUUUGGAAACAUGAUACAAAAGCUGAUACCAGAGCUAUACAGCUGCUAUUAGGCAGCACUGAAUUAUCCCAAGGUCAUUUCUGGAAUGGAUUAGGCUCUCCUCCAGAUUCCCCAUCUCCUGGGAGUGAUGUGUAUUGCAGCAGUGAGCUGAAUGACCCUCAGUAUGACCAGAGUCUCCUGGAGAACUUAUUUUACACAGCACCUAAAUCUGAUACCAGCAUCGGUGAUUUCCUCAGUGAAGACGAUGAUAUUGCUUCUUCUAAAAAAAUGAACCAGUCAAAAGCUGCUACCAGAUCUUCUAAGGUUCCAGAAUCAAGUGAUCAUAAGCUAAAGAAGAGGGCAGCAGUCAAGAAAAAUAGAAAUUUGAUUGAGGAACAAAUGCUCUUGGAAACUCCAGAAGAUGCCCAAGUGAUGACAUUAAGUGCGGAUAGACUGGCCCUUCUGGGUAGAACACAUUCAGUCAGAAUCAUCAUCGAAACAAUGGGAGUUCCUCCAGAUAGUCCUCAGAUGACCCCAGGCAAAAAAAGCCUUACUGGAAGACCACCUAAGCUGACAACAGUAAAAAAGCGCACUUUCUUUGUGGAAUAUCACUUUCCUGUGGGCUUUUCCAAAAGUGGAUUGGGAAAGACAGCUUUGAUCACUGAGGUUGUUCGACUCACCUCCAGUAAAAUUACAGAUGGAAUGGUGAAAUUCCAGCAGCGAUUUGUGUUUCCAGUACAGUUUGGUGGCCCAAUGAUAGAGCACUGGUGGAAUUCCAACCUCAUUUUCCAAAUUUAUGCAAAGAAAACUCCACAGAAAAAGCCAGAAGUCAUUGGAUCUGCAUCACUUCCUUUGCGAGCUGUCAUUCAGUCAGAGCUACUUUCUUUCAGUGGCCAACUUCCAGUACAACAGGAAAAUGGUCAGACUCCCCUUGGCCACCUCAAGGUAACCAUGGAGCUUGUUAUAGAUAACAAAGAUUUCACUGGUAUCAAUACUAAGUUAAGUAGCAGCACCCAACAUAUCCCACUUUGUGCUCCUGCAAAUCCAGAUAAGAUAGUACCAGAACCUAGCCAAGAUACUAUCUGUACCAAAAAUCCACAAAACCUAAAUGAAAUUCAUGAGGAAUCUGCAGAGACAGCACAGAAUUUGGUGCUUUCCAACCCAAAGUCACCAAGCCCAAAUCCUUCAACCUACAUGGUUAUGCCAGCAUCCCACAAUUUAGUAAAUCAGACAUUUGGGUCAACAAAAGACAGUGCUUUGCUGUUGCAUAUGCUGUUAAUGGUACCAGAUGGGAAAGAUUUCAUUACUGGAGAAUCCGAGAAACAACCACCAUGCAAUGUUUAUUUGAAUUGCAAAUUCUUCAGCACAGAGGAAGUUACCAGAUCUGUCAUCGCAUGGGGGACAACACAACCAGUCUUUAACUUUUCUCAGGUGAUUCCUGUUUCUCUGUCUUCCAAAUACCUGGAAAGGCUUAAGAACAAUGUGAUGGUAAUUGAAACUUGGAACAAGGUGCGGAGUCCAGGACAGGACAAGCUGCUCGGGCUAGUGAAACUCCCCCUCCAUCAGUUUUACAUGUCAUUCAAAGAUCCCAAGAUUUCUCGCCUGCUGCUUGAUGCCCAGUACCCAGUUGUUGCUGUCGACAGCUACAUGCCUGUGAUUGAUGUGUUCUCGGGCCACCAAAAUGGCAGUCUUCGUGUCUUUUUAGCUAUGGGUUCUUCAUAUCAAAUAAUGGCACUACAAAGAUUAAAGAAUGAAGAAAGAACACUCCCUGCCUUCAGCCCUAGGCCAGCCCAUUUCCUGGACCAGCCAUCUGUAGCAUCUGUUGCUAUGGCAGAGGACCAAGUAAAUGGAUUGAUGGAGCACCACUUUGAGUUCCACAUAGAAAUGGUUAAAGGGCUAGCCCCUCUUCAGGCAACAGUCUGGGGAGAAGCAGAUUGUUAUGUCCAGUACUACUUUCCAGUUCAAGACUCACAAUCCAGUGUUCUAAAAGGACCUGAGUUCCUUGAAAAUGGAAUCACUCUGAAACCCUUCAGAACUGCAACCACACUCUGUGUUCCAGAUCCCAUCUUUAAUAGUGAGCACCAUCACUCUCUCCUGUUGCCAACUGAAGUUCCAGUGCAGCGGCUCCUACUAAGUGUCUUUUCUGCACAGGGGCUUGUGCCUGGAGGUGGGGUCCAGUUUGAAAUCUGGUGCAGAUACUAUUAUCCUAAUGUGAGAGACCAGAUGGUCGCCAAAGGAACCUUGCCGUUAUCAAGGAUCUGUGCCAUGGUAACCAUGCAGCACCAUGAAGAUAUGGGAAUACAGACCUUUAAUCUCCCUUUAACUCCCAGGAUUGAGAACAGGAAAGAAUUGAGGAACCAAUCAUCAAGUUUACUGGAUGUGGGCCUAAAGUACAGGCGUUGUCCAAGAACAGCAGAGGGAGUUCUUGCUGCCCGAGCUGUCUCUAUCUCAGUCCAGAUUAUCAGAGCCUGUGGUUUGCAAGCAGCAGCCAAGGCCUUGGCUGAGCAGGAACCUGCUCUACAAUUUAGUGCCACAGUCGGGGUCAAUGCCUCUGUCACCACUCAUCUCUCCUUCCUGCCCAAGGGAGAACAGCGCCGAACCCGCCCUGUGGCCUGCUCCUUCUGCCCUGAGUUCUCUCAUCACAUUGAGUUCUCAUGUAACUUGGUAACUCAGCACUCUAGUGGAGAGGCCUGUUUCCUGGCAGAGCUUUUAGAAUUUGCAGAAGUUACUUUUGCUAUCUAUCAUGAAAAUACCAAGUCAGUCAGUGAUAUAGUCAGUAUGCAGUCGUGCAAAGAGUAUCUACUCGGAGUAGUAAAGGUUCCAACAAAAGAGCUGCUGAUCAAGAGAUCUGGGAUCACAGGAUGGUAUCCUGUCAUUUUAUCAGAAGCUCUGGACCUGCCUCACAGUUUGGAUCUCAUGCAGAAGAUUGUGGGUGGUCUGGAGCUUUCAGUUUCCUUCACCCAUCCUGGAGAUAGAGAACGUGUGUUGGAAGCUGCUGAGCUCUUGGGCUGGAGCUUUGAGAAUAGCUUGAAGGAUUUUGUCAAGAUGGAUGAAGAGGAACCAGCCACUGUUACCAUCUCCACCCCAAGGCUGUGGCUACCCAUCCAUUGCGUGCUGCUUGCUGGCCAAACGCAUAUUCAUAAGAACACAUAUUGCUACCUUCGCUGUAAGCUGUAUGAUCACGAAGCCUUCUGGACCCCUCUCAAGAAGCCCAAGGAAUCUUCAAACAAAAAGCAAGUCAUGGUUACUUUCAAGGCAUCAAAAAGAGCAGAAGUCACUAGAGGCCCAUCACUGCUUUGGUACUUCAGGGAAGAGAGGCUAGAGAUCCAAGUGUGGCGAGCUUAUGGCAAUGAUAGUGUGGAGAGGCCUCACCAGACAGACAGCUGGAUUGGCUCAGCUUAUGUGGACCUUAGCAGACUUGGGGAGAGGUCAGCAAGGACACUAACUGUCAGUGGUGUGUACCCUCUGUUUGGACGAAAUGCUUCCAACCUCUCAGGAGCUGCCUUGCGAGUUCAUGUGGUUAUUUCCUGUCUUUCCCCUCACCCUGAGCCCACUCAUGAACUGGACUCCAUGGACUGCAGCAGCCACAGUGAGUGUGAGAAACUUCCCAGGAGGAAUGAUGAAAUCCAGCUCUCUCCACCGUAUGACCAUCAGAAGUCCUCUGCCUCCACCCAGUUCCCCUGCAACAGCACCACAGCUGAAGUCUGCCUGGCUCAGGAGGUCCCUGCUGAGUUGGAUGGAACUUUUGCAGUCAGUAUCCUGGUGGAAAGAGCAAUGCACUUAAGCUUGAAAGGGAUCCCCUUGACAGAGCGGAAAGUACCAAUACCCAGUUGUUGUGUAUCCUUUACAACAGCCGAUGAACUAUCUCCUGUAUAUACCCAAGUGGUUGAAAACACAGAUUCCCCCAUCUGGAAUUUUCAACAUCAAUCAAGGCUAUCAAAAGAACUUCUUCUGGACCCACAACAAACGCUGAUCUUCAAAGUUUGGCAUAAAGGAGAUGAGGAGAGGGUGAUUGGUUUUGCCUCAGUAGACCUCUCCCCACUUCUCUCUGGCUUCCAGUUUGUCUGUGGCUGGUACAACAUCACAGACUUCAGUGGGGAGUGCCAGGGACAGAUAAAAGUUGCUGUCUCCCCUUUGGAGAGUUUGAUGCACUUCAAAGAAGAAAGGCAAGCAAGACGUGGGGUGGAAACCCCAGGAUCCCUGAUCCCAAUGUACAGUCCUUUUUCCUUCCCUGCCUCUAAUAUGUAUGCUGCAUUCCCCAAUUGCAUUAUAAGACAGAUCCCAGACCACCUUGCUCACACCUCUUCAAAAGAGCUUGAUUUCUCCUCUCCUGGGAGAAGCAGUACCACAAGAAGCCAGGCAUCACGCCAUGAAGAGCAUGUGCAGAACAUCCGCCUAUUUCAUGAAUCCCUGCAGCAGGGAGAGGCAGUAUUGCCAAGUGAUAACAAACUGACUGCAUCACCCUUGUCCUCCCAGACCUCUCUUCUAACUUCUCUCAGGAAGAAUCUGAGUGAGCUAGAUCAGAUCCAGCAGUACUUCAGCCAGAAGCUCACCAAGACUUUCCUACCCCUCAGCCCUCAGACUCAUACCACCGUCUUGCAGUGCCAGAAGAGCCAUCAGGACCAUCUUGGGCCAGGAGCCAGCAGCCUAAACCCUGAGAGCCAGUGCAUCUUGGAGAAAUCCAAUAACCUGGUUUUGCAAGUCAGCUCCUUAAUCACAGAUCUGCAGACUAUCACCAGGAAUUCUCAAGCAGCUUUGAAUUCUCACCGAGCCAGGAGUAGGAGCAGAGAAGUCAUCACCCUCUCAGAUGCUCAGGACACAGAGGUCGUGCAAGAACGAAAAACAACUCCAGACCAGCCAUUGGCAGGAGCUCCAGACAAGGACACAAAUUCCCCACCUCCCCCUGCUCUUGAAGAGACUUCAGAUGGAGGAGGAAUGCUCCAUGAGUCCCUGGGGCAUACAGUACCUAUUACAAGGACGCAGAGCAGUGAGGACACUGAGGCAGAACUGGCCUGUAGUGAUGAGGACUAUGAAGAAGACAUCAUUGAGCCCAGGACCCUAAAUGAGAUCACCACCAUGACAGACAAAACUAGCCCUUGGUCCAGUUUUGUGUCAGAUACAAGUGAGGUCAUCAGCCCUCAGCCUGAUGAGGUGCAGAGGGAAGGCCCCUCUUGUUCUUCUUCAGAACCUUUCCCCAGAGAGGAGCUCAAGGUCAAAAGUAGCUUUCUGUCUAGCCCACAAAGGCCUAUCAACCUCCUCCUGCCUAGGCAGGGUUCUCCUAGCCAAAAUCUUGUUGCUUGUGAGAGUGAGGCCUCUAAGGCCGGCACUGGAGAAUCUGCCGCAACUGACCCUCAGCUCAUCCCACUCCUGACCCUCUCAGGAGCCCAGCAGAGCAACGCUUUUGUUGGAUGGAGCUCACCACAGGCAGAUCAGGACAAGGAGUACAAUCCAGAGGUUCAGGCUGAGAAUGAAGCUACCUCCAGUGAUUUCAGUGACUCUGCUGAUAGCUCCAAGAAAUUCUCUGUACAUCUAGCCUCCCAGAGCAGAAGGGAAAGCCAUAAGGGGCUACCCGUCAACUCCCCUGACAUCAGACAGAAACAGGUGACAGCUGGAUUAGAGGUAUCCACGAGGCAAAGCCUUCUCCCAGAGCCCAUUGUGGUGCCCAACUUUUUUUUGCCUCCACAGAAGUUGGAGGCCUCCCUGCGGAUGCUCUCACUCUCUGCAGCUUUGCCAUCACAAGCCACAACAAAUCAGGACAAGAGCAAAGCCACCAGGGGAGUCCUGUCCCAAAGGCCUUGUCGCCCCAGACCUACCUCGCUCCCUCCCAACCUGCCUGAGGAAGAAACUCGCAGGAUUGCACGGAUAUUUUGUUCCCAGUACUCCCAGAAAGACUAAGCAGCCUGAGGGACUGAGAGAAGGAGCUACCUGCCCCCUCCUUCAGCCCUGCCUGACUUGCAGGAGGCACCAACUCUGGUGCCCUGAAACCACCACCAGCCUAGUCCAUGGGUGCCUUGAGACCCAGUCAGUUCAGACUUGAGGAGUGACCCAAACCAGCCCAGUGUCCACCUGCCACAACUUCAGCUUCUUCUAUGGUGAAGCAAAGGCUGGAAACAAAAGGAUUCCAGUGCCCAAGUGGCCCACCCAUCUUUUGACCAAGGGACCCAGGCAGGCAUCUUUCAGUGGAGAAGCUCCUCCCAGUGCCCUUGACCCAGCUGACUGCUGACAUGAGCCCACCCUCUGCCUGAAUAUGGUGGGCCGUCUCACCUUAAAGGUUGGAGCUGGUGGGCGGGUGGUAGAUUGUGUGCAUCAUGCAUAGCCAAGGAAAUCUUAGGGCCACUUCAAAUUCAUUUGCUUGGGAAUAAAAGUAUUUUAUAGAUAUAAAUUAUUUUUAUGCUGUGUUAAAUUAAUCAAUAGGAGAGGAGGAAGAAAUCUCCUUCAAACUUUUUACCUGAUUGUCUGAAAUUCUAAUCAUGCUUUUAACUUAUUGUUUUUACUCAGCUCUGAAGGUCAUUGUUCUUGCCUGUGUUUGAA
Messenger RNA from Cynocephalus volans (Philippine flying lemur), 7851 nucleotides. It is a transcript of the gene C2CD3, whose product is annotated as C2 domain containing 3 centriole elongation regulator. The transcript has 33 exons. Gene Ontology annotation, cellular component: centriole; centriolar satellite. Gene Ontology annotation, biological process: centriole elongation; cilium assembly. Bases 184 to 7215 code for a protein of 2343 amino acids. The record is from RefSeq and is a predicted model, not a curated record. Lineage: Eukaryota; Metazoa; Chordata; Mammalia; Dermoptera; Cynocephalidae.